Messenger RNA from Arabidopsis lyrata subsp. lyrata, 1347 nucleotides. RefSeq names its product cytochrome P450 71B7. Lineage: Eukaryota; Viridiplantae; Streptophyta; Magnoliopsida; Brassicales; Brassicaceae. The annotation marks the transcript as partial. Gene Ontology annotation, molecular function: iron ion binding; heme binding; monooxygenase activity. The record is from RefSeq and is a predicted model, not a curated record. The transcript is spliced from 2 exons.
AAUCAGAUCAACAAAGAAAAAAAGAAACAGAGUAUCAAAAAAUGUCAAUCUUGCUCUGUUUCCUCUGUCUUUUACCUGUUUUCUUAGUUUCCUUAUCAAUUUUCUCAAUAAAACUCAAACCCUCAAAAUGGAAGCUUCCUCCGGGACCAAAGACGCUCCCGAUCAUCGGAAACUUACACAACCUCAAAGGACUGCCACACACAUGUUUUCGAAAUCUCUCCCAAAAAUUUGGACCAGUGAUGCUUCUCCACUUCGGAUUCGUCCCCGUGGUCGUGAUCUCAUCGAAAGAAGGAGCAGAAGAAGCUCUCAAGACCCAAGAUCUUGAAUGUUGCAGCCGACCAGAGACGGUUGCGACAAGAAUGAUCUCUUACAACUUCAAAGACAUCGGAUUCGCUCCUUACGGUGAGGAAUGGAAAGCGUUGAGGAAGCUCGUGGUUAUGGAGCUUUUGAACACGAAAAAGUUUCAGUCUUUCAGGUAUAUAAGAGAGGAAGAGAAUGACUUGUUAAUCAAGAAGCUAACCGAAUCCGCUCUGACACAAUCCCAGGUGGAUCUGAAGAAGACCCUUUUCACGCUAGUCGCGAGUAUCGUGUGCAGGCUCGCUUUCGGGAUAAAUAUUCACAAGUGCGAGUUCGUAGACGAGGACAACGUUGCGGAUCUAGUUAACAAGUUUGAGAUGCUAGUCGCUGGUGUUGCGUUCACUGAUUUCUUCCCUGGAGUUGGUUGCCUUGUCGACCGGUUCUCAGGUCAGAACAAGACACUGAACAAUGUUUUCUCGGAACUCGACAAUUUCUUCCAAAACGUGCUCGAUGAUCAUCUUAAACCUGGAAGAGAAGUAUCAGAGAGCCCUGAUGUUGUUGAUGUGAUGAUUGAUCUGAUGAAGAAGCAAGAGAAAGAUGGAGAAUCUUUCAAGCUCACAACAGAUCAUCUCAAAGGAAUCAUCUCGGACAUAUUUCUUGCAGGAGUAAACACAAGCGCCGUCACUUUAAACUGGGCGAUGGCCGAGCUGAUCAGAAACCCGAGAGUGAUGAAGAAAGUGCAAGACGAGAUUCGGACAACACUUGGGGACAAGAGGGAGAGAAUCACAGAGCAAGAUCUAAACCAACUUCACUACUUCAAGCUUGUGGUCAAGGAGACAUUCAGGUUACAUCCAGCAGCUCCACUUUUGCUUCCAAGAGAGACAUUGUCUCAUGUCAAGAUCCAAGGCUACGAUAUUCCCGCGAAAACCCAAAUGAUGAUCAACAUCUACUCGAUUGCACGUGAUCCAAAGCUAUGGACAAACCCUGAUGAGUUUAACCCUGACAGGUUUCUUGACAGUUCCAUAGAUUACAGAGGACUAAACUUGAGCU